Oncorhynchus masou masou (cherry salmon) is the source of this 3430-nucleotide messenger RNA. RefSeq names its product glucoside xylosyltransferase 2-like. Gene Ontology annotation, biological process: protein O-linked glycosylation via N-acetylgalactosamine. Bases 580 to 1707 code for a protein of 375 amino acids. Lineage: Eukaryota; Metazoa; Chordata; Actinopteri; Salmoniformes; Salmonidae. Gene Ontology annotation, molecular function: UDP-xylosyltransferase activity. The transcript is spliced from 8 exons. The record is from RefSeq and is a predicted model, not a curated record.
UCGACAUGCGUGGAUUUAUUUCGCCUAAAUUUCUUUAUUGUGACAAAUGAUGAUGGAAACAGUGUUUUACGAAUAAAUGAUAAUUGCUGAAUAAUUUUCAAGGUAUGCGGGUUACUAGUCUGUUAUAAUCCGAGAGUGAAAUACUUACUCUCGUCAAUAACAUUUAGCAUUAUCAGCCCGACCUAAAGUAUGCUGUUCUGUAUAUUGUUUGUAUUUCCGGUUGUCUAUUUUCAGUCUUGACAAUUCCCAUUAGACAAACACUUGCACAAUACGGCUGAGCCUAACCGAAUCACAGACCGAACAUUGUCCCACACGGUCAGAUGACAAAUAAUGAAACAAAAUUAAACUGAUUGAGAGGAAACGCGCUUUGAUCGACUUCGUUCGAUUAAAUUUGGCUAUUGUUUAAAUAUUGUGCAUCACGUGCAAUGUGUACGGAGAUAAUAGACAGAACCUACCGGUGCGAAAAAAGUUACACUACAAAAAAAUGGAAAAACACUUUCCUGUGGGUACCCUAUCUCCACCUCCUAUCGCCAAAAGGACCUACAGCACGGACAACCGGUAAACAGACAGAGGAGUGACAUGGGAGUGGGUCGGCCCGCAUCGAAGCGCACCCAUGCUGAGGAGGUCAUGCACCUGGCCGUGGUGGCCUGUGGGAACCGACUGGAUGAGACGCUCACCAUGGUCAAGUCAGCCCUCCUCUUCAGCAUCAAGAGUAUCAAAUUCCACAUCUUUGCAGAGGACCCCUUGACCUCACAGUUUGAAAAGGGGUUUCUCUUUCAGCUGAGCCAGUGGCCCCAUGCUAUCUCCAACAAGUUCCAGUACAGUAUCUACCCAAUCACGUUCUCUGUGGGGAAUGCAGAGGAAUGGAAAAAGCUGUUCAAGCCCUGCGCUGCCCAGAGGCUGUUUCUCCCUGUGAUCCUGAAGGAUGUAGACUCUUUACUCUACGUGGAUACAGAUGUGCUGUUCCUCAGGCCCAUGGAUGAUAUGUGGAGUUUCCUCAAGGCCUUCAACACCACCCAGCUGGCUGCUAUGGCCCCAGAGCAUGAGAUCCCUAAGAUAGGCUGGUAUAGCCGCUUUGCACGCCAUCCCUUCUACGGGGUCACUGGGGUCAACUCAGGAGUCAUGCUGAUGAACCUCACAAGGAUACGAAGCACUCUGUUCAAAAACAGCAUGAUAACAAGUGGCCUGUCAUGGGAGGACCUCCUCCACCCACUCUACCAGAAGUACAAGAAUCACAUCACCUGGGGUGACCAAGAUCUCUUAAAUAUCAUCUUCCACUACAACUCAGCGGCCGAAGAUGUAACACGCCUUUCCCAGAACACCAUGCAGAGAGAACAGUCGCUAAGUGCAUCGUUGGAGCAUUUGUCGAUACUGAUAGGAUCGAAAGAAAGGCAGCGCUGCUCUCGGAGUGUCUGUACACCUUCCCAUGCCAGUGGAACUACAGGCCUGAUCACUGCAUGUAUGGGAGCAACUGUAAAGGAGCUGAGGAGGAAGGCGUGUCCAUUCUCCAUGGGAACCGAGGAGUGUAUCACGACGACAAGCAACCAGCCUUUAAAGUUGUUUAUGAUGCAAUACACGAGUACCCCUUUGAGGACAACUUGUUCCAGUCGCUGUUCUAUCCCCUCCAGACCAAGUUUCUGGACACAGUCAACACCCUGUGUGGUCGGAUUCCCCAGGUGUUCCUCAAACAGGUGGAAAAGUCCAUGAGGACCGUGUACGAGAAGAAAGUGGUCCGUCAUGUGAGGCCUCCACCAAAAUAAUUACAGGAAACUGAACAGAGGAAGUUGUCUCUGACAUCACUAUGGGAAUCUUUCUGUGGAAGAUGUGCAAUGUCAGAAGUCCCCAGACCAGAAGGAAUCUGUAUGCAUUACACGGUGUUUGUAAUACAACAGAUCAUGGUCUAGUGGACAUGAUGGUGGUAUGGAUCAUGAUCGUGUAGAACACGUGUCAAACUCAUUCCACGGCGGGCUGAGUGUUUGCUGGUUUUCGCUCCUCCCUUGUACUUGAUUGAUGAAUUAAGGUCACUGAUUUAGUAAGGAACUCCCUCUAGGUCUUAAUUGAAAGGAAAAAACAGAAACCAGCAGACAAUUUGCCCUCCAUGGAAUGAGUUUGACACCCUGGUGUAGAAGGACAGGCACACUGUACAGUGCUUAUCAAUGAUGCUGUGUUUGGGGUAAACUUGCCUUAUCAUCCACCCACUAAAUGUUUUACAGAACCUGAUUUACAUGUGAAAAUGUGAUGAGAGAUUUCGUGUUUUUUUUUAACCUUUUUUAAAAAAAGUCCAAUGUUUCCUUAUGAUUACGAUAAGUCCCGGUGGAGUAUUAAGUGAUGAUUUAAACAUGGCAGAGGUUGUUUUUGUCAACAUGAUUUUGAGUGUUUUUCUCUUAAAUGGGCAACGAAAAUGUCUUCCGUAAGGCCGCUAUACCAUAGGCUUCUGGAAAUGGUUUGAAAUGGUCCCACUCUGCCUGUAGGUUGCCGCCUAAUUGAUCAUUUUAUGUCAUGCAAAGCUAAUAUGGGUCUUUGCUUAAGCAGAGCUUUCUGUUUAUGUUGCAUGUUGCAAUUGUCCAAAAAUAAAGUGAAUAUGUUACAUCAACAAAAUCCCUUGCAUAGCAGCGACAGGAGGUCUAGUGGUUAAGAGCAGUGGGCCGGUAACCGAAUGGUCGCUGGUUCGAAUAUCUGAGCUGCCUAGGUGAAAAAAUAUUUUGAUGUGCCCUUGAGCAAAGCACUUAACCCAAAUGUUUCCUGUAAGUCUCUGGAUAACAGCGCCUGCUAACUGACUAAAAUGACUAUCUGUACAAGAGGGAAUAUGAUUCAACCUGUCCAGUUCUCCAAAUGCCAACCGCAGUAUUAAACAUAGUAUGAACAUAUCAUACACUAAGCAAUUACCAUUAAUAUUGUGUACAGAAGAUGUGUCGAUAAAUGCACUUUUGUAUUUCUGUAAUAGUUCAGCUUGUGCGAUUAGGACAGGACGUGCAUACCAUUUCUCCCCUAUUCAAUUGUCAAGGCAUUGCAAAUCCCUAUCUGAAAAAGCAGUGUGGUUGUCUCUGAACAAAACUUCCAAAGUGCAAGCGCUUAUAAUAGUGGUACAGUAUUUUCAAGACAAAAUGUACCAUAUGUAUAUUUACAAACGCUCUUAAGUUUUCUGUGUACGAAAAGGACAGCCAACUUAAUGAGGAAGCCUCUUAGUGUAUUAAUGUCACACUAUCAGUGAUCCAGUAUGUGAACUCUGAGACUGUAAAUGCAAGCAUUUAUAAUGUGAUGUUUGUGUUGUCUACUCCCGUCAGUUUGAUGUUUGUGUAGCCUAUCAAUUGUCAGGUGUGUUUACCGGUAAUAAUUUAAACUGGAAACUCCAGAUGGUUUUAUUUAUACAUGCUUAUGUUUCUCUUUGUUUGUUUACUCUUUGUUUCUGAAUAAAGUUACUGUGCCAUCA